Mangifera indica (mango) is the source of this 1716-nucleotide messenger RNA. RefSeq lists its product as uncharacterized. Bases 108 to 1571 code for a protein of 487 amino acids. Gene Ontology annotation, molecular function: RNA binding. The transcript is spliced from 10 exons. Gene Ontology annotation, cellular component: nucleus. Lineage: Eukaryota; Viridiplantae; Streptophyta; Magnoliopsida; Sapindales; Anacardiaceae. Gene Ontology annotation, biological process: mRNA splicing, via spliceosome. The record is from RefSeq and is a predicted model, not a curated record.
AUCCUUAUGCAACUACCAUCUCAGGCGACGCUGUCUUCCAAUGGUUGAGUGUGGUUUUGAAUCUCCUCCAUUUCGAAGGUAGGCACGAGGAGAGAGAAGCAAAAGAAAUGGCAGCAACAAUGGAAGCAGCUGAUCAUAACGAGGUGCAGAGCGGUGAUUGUUUUGUUUGGGACGAAACAUCUCAGCUCUUCUUUCAUGCCAGUAGUGGAUUUUACCAUGACCCCAACGCUGGCUGGUACUACAGUAGUAGGGACGGUCUUUAUUACAAGUUCGAAAACGGCACUUAUGUACUUUUGGAGUCUCAAAAGGUUAACGAAUGUGAAAUAAGUCCAUGCCAGGGAAAUGCCAAGGAUAAUCUGGCUCACGACGAGUUAUGUAAUCAAGAAUAUUGCGACAACACGGAUUACAUGUCCAUCCAGCUAGAUGAAUCUAAGGCUCACCAGUGUGUAAGAAGUGGUCGGAAUGAAUCUACUUCAGGACAUACAGAGGGCACUAGCAAUCAAACGCCUGAAAAUCAACCUCCACCGUCGGCAUGGUUAGAAGAAACACUGAUUGACCUUUAUCUAUCUGGUUAUAAUGCACCAGUCGAUGCUGAUAAUGGUGUAAUGAUGCCUUUGGAAACUGAUGAGGGGAAAAACUUCAAGUUUUCAGCUGAUGAAAGUAGUAAUACUCUUCAGCAAGAAGAAUUGACUGCUGAGAGUACUAAUACUCUUGAGCUAGAAGAGGGGGAACUGAUCAUGGAGGACUUAGGCGAAGGUGUUUCAUGGGAAGAAGAAAAUUGGCGAUCGCAAUAUGGUCAGGUUAUUCAACCUGAGGAAGAGCCAGCGUUGACAAUCCCAGCUGUUGAAUUAUGGGAUUGGUCAAUGGUCAGAGAAUGCAGAAAUGACGGGAAAAAUCAGGUAGCUAAGUUGGUUGGGCAUUUGAUGAGACGAUCUGCAAAGCUCCAUCCCUCUAUGCCUUCUGGAGGUGGUCUUUUGAAAACUGCACCAAUUCGUGAAGUUCAUCUAGAUCUGGUACGAGUGACAACAGGACAAGUGUAUAAGUUGCGGAGCCCUAAUGCAAAAUAUUUAGCUUCCUUGUCAAGUUACGAUUCUUCUAACCCAACACGUAACUGGGGCUUCCCAGAAUUUUUCCCUCAGUCUAAAACCAUUCAAAGAAAUAAACCAGAAUCAUCUGAUGGAAUCACAAACUGCAUGGAUACAUCCCCUUUUGUGGAUCAACUAUCUGCACUUGAAAAGCGGAAAAGCCGCUCAUAUAGGGAUAGAGCUGCUGAGAGAAGAACCUUGCAUGGUGGCAUUGGAGUGGGUCCAGGACAAAAGAGUAAUUCAGUUGGUGACAAUGGUGGGGAAUAUUCCCCUAAUUAUGCUUAUACAGAAGAUGCAGCAGCAGAAGCUUUGGAAAUGUCAUUUGGAACAGGUAGUUAUGCCAGAAGAAUUCUAGAAGGCAUGGGCUGGAAGGAGGGAGAGGCACUCGGUAAAACGACAAAGGGAUUGGUAAAGCCCUUGGAAGCAGUUGGAAAUGUCGGCAAUGCUGGACUUGGAUGGCCUCGAGGAAGAGCAAAGCACCGAUGAACUGCUCUCCUUUCGUUUUGGUUUUUGUCUGAGCAGUAUUGGUUUUGCUUCGAAACCGAAAAAGCAUUUGGCUGUGCGGCUUGCACUCUGAAAUUUGAUGACAUCCCCACCAUAUAUAAUAUAAUGUGAAAUUCCAUUUAUUCGA